CCGAUGCGACCGGAUAUUCUGUUAACAAGUGAGAGAUUUGGGUGCAUCGGUAGCAGCCUCCUCAAUCGAUAGGGAAAAGACCUGAACUCAUAGAUGAAUCGGUUCUAGAGUCAUCGAUCGGGUAUCGCGAGAUUUUGAGUCGUUUGGCUGCAUCAUACGUAGGCCAGGCGCCAGAAUCGCUAAAACAUCGCGAGAGCUUAAGCUACCCCGCAAACCCAAAGAAGCAGCUACCCCGCUAAACACGAUAGCUGCCAGUGACUAGCUGUUAGCUCAAAUGACAACACGAAAAAUGGAGGAGGCGGAGACCAACAACAUUAGCCUGGGCGAAAGACGUGAUAAUACACCGAGACAGAUUUUCAACGCACCGGGAAAACAAAAAUCCAAGGUUUGGACAGUGUUUGGGUUUUAUAAGAUGGCGGGGAAGCUCGACAGAAGCCAUGCUAUUUGUAAACUUUGUAGAGCCUCGUUGACCUACUCCGGGAGCACUACAAAUCUGGACCAGCAUGCAAAGAGAAAACACGGUGAAGAGUACGGUGAGUUUACCGAGCAGAAGCGUGCAGGAACCAGUGGCAAACAGGCAAGGACGGAGAACGCCAUUCCUACUUUUUUCCAGCGACUUGGUCAAAACUCAGCACGCGCUAGGGAAAUCACGGCAUCAAUAACACGUUUUAUUGCCAAAGGAUUAUGUCCUUACAAUAUUGUCGAGUGGGAAGGAUUUCAAGAUUUGAUUCAUACAUUAGAGCCCAGAUAUAAGAUACCGUCCCGAAAUCAUAUCACCAACACGUGUAUGCCAGCGCUGUAUGCCCAGGUUAAGAGCCAAGUUGAAGAAAAACUGGCAAAAGCAGAAAGAGUGGCAAUAACUACUGAUGCUUGGACGUCAUGUGCGACGGAGUCAUAUGUGACCAUCACAGCCCAACACAUCGCUCCGGAUUGGGAGUUACAUGUUUACGUCUUACAGACCCGGGCAUUCAAAGGAUCCCACACUGGGAAGAAUGUAGGUGCUCUGCUGAAACAGGCAUGUGUUGACUGGAAGAUUCUAGAUAAAGAGCCAGCCCUGGUGACUGACAACGCCACAAACAUGGUUUUAGCUGGCGUGGAAGCAGAAAUGACUCCUCACCUCAUGUGCUUUGCACACACUAUAAAUCUGGCCACACAGAAAGCCUUCAAAAUGGACACAGUAGCAAGGUUGCUGGGAAAGGUGAGAAGAGUGGUUGGCUUUUUUCACCGCAGUGUCAGGGCAGCAGAAAUUCUACAAGACAAACAGAAACAACUUGCUUUGCCUACCCACAAACUCAUCCAAGACGUGUCCACCCGGUGGAAUAGUACCCAGAUUAUGCUUGAACGGGUACUCGAACAACAGCCUGCCAUCUCUGCUGCACUCAUGUCCAGGGAUCUCAGAAGAGGAGAAGAGCUUAACACUCUGAAGGACAAAGACUUCUGUGAUGUUGAAGACAUUGUGAAGCUGAUGGUGCCAGUCAAACUUGUGACGAUCAGCAUGUGUGAAGACAAGCGGCCCACACUCUCAGUGAUUUCCCCUGUCAGAGAAAAGCUUAAAAAGACAUUUGAAGCAGCAGAUGAAGACUCGGUAGUAAUCAGAGAGAUGAAACAAGCAUUCAGAGAGGACUUGGAGAAGCGCUACACUGGCCUGGAGGAUCUGUUCCACACUGCAGCAGCUCUGGAUCCCCGCUUCAAGUCUCUGCCCUUCCUGACGGACCAUGAUGCUGAGCGGACGUUCGCAAACAUAACAGCAAAAGCUACAUCCCUGCAUAACAAGGCUUUGGCAACAGGGGAUCCAGUCCAUGGAGGCCCACUGCAGACCACUCCAUGCCAGACUGAACCUGCCCUUGGAGAGCUGGGCAUCAGGAUUGAUGCCCCUCAGACCCAACAUGAGCCAGAAGAUGAUCUCCCUCCUUUCAAAAAGAAGAAAAUAUCUGCCUUGGACCAGCUGUUGGGAAAAGACUUUGAAGUGAGGAUGGCGGCUACAUCUGUGAGAGACAAGGCCAGUGAAGAAGUCAAAAGGUACAGAGAGCGUGCUUCAUUGCCUCUGGAAGAAAAUCCUCUACAGUGGUGGAAAGAGCAGCAGGACUUGCCACUGCUGUCAUCUCUUGCUAAAAGAUACCUCUGCAUCCCAGCCACUAGUGUGGCCUCUGAACGGGUGUUCAGUACUGCUGGAGAUAUUGUUUCCACAAAACGCAGCCUACUCAAACAUGAGCAUGUGGAUCAGCUCAUUUUCCUGAAGAAAAAUCUGCCCUCCAAAAAAAAAAAAAACAACAGUGAUCAGGAGUAAAA
Molecule: messenger RNA, 2289 nt
Organism: Nothobranchius furzeri (turquoise killifish)
Lineage: Eukaryota; Metazoa; Chordata; Actinopteri; Cyprinodontiformes; Nothobranchiidae
Product: E3 SUMO-protein ligase ZBED1
Molecular function (GO): protein dimerization activity; DNA binding
Source: RefSeq, a predicted model, not a curated record